This is a messenger RNA of Aspergillus melleus, 837 nucleotides long. RefSeq lists its product as uncharacterized. The transcript has a single exon. Lineage: Eukaryota; Fungi; Ascomycota; Eurotiomycetes; Eurotiales; Aspergillaceae. The record is from RefSeq and is a predicted model, not a curated record. The coding region runs from base 1 to 837 and encodes 278 amino acids.
AUGGACGGCUCACGCGGCGACCAAUACCUCGUCAAGGAAGUCCCGUACAGUGCAUAUGCAGACCGUCCGGAAUCUAGCGUCAUGGACAGGAACCAUGAAAUGUCGGUUCAAAUACUCAAGGAUACCUUACCGGAUGACAGCCAUUCACAGGCAUUAGUUCUUUACCAUGACCCAAUGACAUCCUCUGUGGGCUUCACAGCCGAGUCCAGAGACAAUGCUCAGACGGAUCAAUUUCGUCAACGGCCAGCAGCUGGCGGUCAAAACAGUCCCACCGGCUGCUGGACUCCCUCUAUCAGCGAAAAAACAGUGGGGCCGAUGAGCAAUCCCCCUUUCACCCCUGGAGACGACAUGACGAGCAAUGAGCACAUGAAGCGCUCCAUGGACCACUUUAUGGCCGAACUGUUGCACCUAGUAUCUACUAGCCAAGCAAACAUAGGAUCAUUGUCCAAAGGCGGCAACAAGCACGGGUGGCGUGCCCGACGCACGGCUCGAUUGAGAGAGGACGGUGGUUGUGCGAUCGCAAAAUCCACGGCAGCCCGGCUGUACGAUCGGGCACGUCAGGCUGGCAUUGCUUUUUUUCAACGGCAGCUGCAAGCAAUUCAACGCUGUCUGGAUGAGGAAGCCGCGAUGGCGCAUGGAGUGAUUGACGAUCCCACGCUCCUGCGUGUAAUUGCGCAGAGGCAUCCGAGCUAUGCCAAGCCGAUCCGGGUGAUUGGCCUGCUCCAGCGACAUCUGCCUCAUGAUUUUCGAUGGUCAACGGUCUUGAAGGAUCGUCGAGCGUUGGUGCAUGCUGUCUUGAAGAUGGCGAGGAAUUGGUUAUCUCGGGACUAUUCUUAG